Messenger RNA from Dichomitus squalens LYAD-421 SS1, 2997 nucleotides. Its product is annotated as glycogen phosphorylase. Gene Ontology annotation, molecular function: glycogen phosphorylase activity; pyridoxal phosphate binding. The transcript has 27 exons. The record is from RefSeq and is a predicted model, not a curated record. Gene Ontology annotation, biological process: glycogen catabolic process. Lineage: Eukaryota; Fungi; Basidiomycota; Agaricomycetes; Polyporales; Polyporaceae. Gene Ontology annotation, cellular component: cytoplasm. The coding region runs from base 156 to 2771 and encodes 871 amino acids.
GGCAGAGGUGCCCGGCCUUCCUCCUCGUCCCUAUAAAGUGCGACUCCUUCCGGAUCGCCUUUCUUCCUCCUGUGCGCGGCCCUCUGCUUGCAGUGUGCGCCGCAGUCAAAACUUCUGUAUCAUCCACGGACACCCCUCGUCUCUCCUGACCUGCCAUGACCUCCACCAUCGAUCCGUCGACUAUCGGGAAGCCAACCAAGCAGGCUAAGGCGAGCCCGCGUAGGCACGUUCGAUCACUUACCGGCUUCACCCCGGAGAAAGACGCGAGUGGAAAGGAGAAGUGGCCCAUCGGAGAUGAAAAGGUCUGGAAGGAGGGCAUUCCGGGCUUGACCCAGGAUACCCCCGAAAUCACCAAGUCCGUCGUCCACCAUGUCCACACCUCGCUCGCGCGCCAGGCUUACAACCUCGACAACCUCGGUGCAUACCAAGCCGCUGCGCUCUCUGUGCGCGACAACCUCCUCGUGAACUGGAACGAUACCCAGCUGCAAUACUCGCGCAAGACGCCCAAGCGCGCGUACUACCUCUCGCUCGAGUUCUUGAUGGGCCGCACGCUCGACAACGCGCUCCUCAACCUCGGUUUGAAGGAUAAGUACCAGGACGGGAUCACCAAGCUCGGCUUCAACCUCGAGGAUCUCAUUGACCAGGAGCGCGACGCCGGCCUCGGAAACGGCGGCCUCGGCCGUCUAGCGGCGUGCUACCUCGACUCGUCCGCGUCCCAGGAGCUCCCCGUCUGGGGCUACGGUCUCCGAUACAAGUACGGUAUCUUCCAGCAGCACAUCGGGCCCGACGGCUCGCAGCUGGAGGCGCCCGACCCGUGGCUCGAGCACGACAACCCGUGGGAGCUCGCGCGGACGGACGUGACUUACCAGAUCCGGUUCUACGGACACUCGGAGCGCUUCGAGGGCAACAAGGGCAUCUGGUCGGGGGGCCAGGAGGUGCUCGCGAUCGCGUACGACGUCCCGAUCCCGGGGUAUGAGACGAAGACGACGAACAACUUGAGGCUCUGGGAGAGCAGGCCGAAGAGGGGCUUCGACUUGCAGAGCUUCAACGCCGGUGACUACGAGCGCGCGGUCGAGGCAUCGAACAGCGCGGAGGCGAUCACGUCGGUGCUCUACCCAAACGACCACACUACCUUCGGUAAGGAGCUCCGUUUGAAGCAGCAAUACUUCUGGACCGCUGCGUCCCUGGCGGAUAUCAUUCGCCGUUUCAAGAACACGGACAAGCCUCUCACCGAGUUCCCCGAAUACGUGUCCAUCCAGCUCAACGACACGCACCCGACGCUCGCGAUCCCCGAGCUCAUGCGCAUACUCGUCGACGAAGAGGACGUCCCAUGGGACCAGGCCUGGCAGAUCACUACCAAUACGUUCUUCUACACGAACCACACCGUCCUGCCCGAGGCCCUCGAGAAGUGGCCCAUCCCACUUCUGGAGAACCUUCUCCCUAGGCACUUGCAGAUCAUUUACGACAUCAACCUGGAAUUCUUGCAAGCCGUCGACAAGAAGUUCCCCGGCGACAAGGAGAAGCUCGCGCGCAUGUCCCUCAUCGAGGAGGGCUUCCCCAAAAACCUCCGCAUGGCUAACCUCGCGUGCAUUGGCAGCAGGAAGGUGAAUGGUGUCGCCGAGCUCCAUAGUGAGCUUGUCCGCGAGACAAUCAUGAAGGACUUUGUCGAUUUCUACGGCGUUAGCAAGUUCUCGAACGUCACGAACGGCAUCACUCCCCGUCGCUGGCUCGACCAGUGCAACCCCGGCCUCAGCAACCUCAUCAGCGAGACCCUGAAGAUUCCGAAAGCCGUGUUCCUCAAAGACCUCUACAAGCUCGAGGGUCUCCUCGAAUUUGUAGACAACCCCGCAUUCCAGAAGAAGUGGGCUGCCGUCAAGCAGAGCAACAAGGAACGCCUCGCGAAGCACGUCGAGGCUACGCUCGGCUUGAAAAUCAACACACGGGCCAUGUUCGACGUUCAGAUCAAGCGUCUGCAUGAGUACAAGCGUCAAACGUUGAACAUCAUGGGUGUCAUACACAGGUACCUUACGCUGAAGGACUUGUCUCCGGCUGAGCGCAAGAAAGUCAAUCCCAAGGUCGUCUUCUUCGCGGGCAAGGCUGCCCCUGGCUACUACAUCGCUAAGCUCACCAUCCGCCUGAUCGUGAACGUCGCGCGCGUCAUCAACAACGACCCCGACACCAAGGACAUCUUGAGCCUCUACUUCCUCCCCGACUACUCCGUCUCCCUCGCCGAGGUCCUCAUCCCCGCGUCUGACAUUAGUCAGCACAUCUCCACCGCAGGAACGGAGGCGUCAGGAACGUCGAACAUGAAGUUCUGUCUCAACGGUGGACUGCUUGUCGGCACUGUUGACGGUGCCAACAUCGAGAUCGCGGAGGAGGUCGGCGAGAGCAACGUCUUCUUCUUCGGUCACUUGACCCCGGCUGUUGAGGACCUCCGCUACCAGCACAUGUACCACCCUGUGCCCAUCGAGCAGAAGUGUCCGCCGCUUGCGCGCGUCUUGAAUGAGGUCUCGUCUGGACGCUUCGGCGAUGGUGGCGUGUAUGAGCCUCUUCUCAACACGAUCCGCCAGCACGAUUAUUACCUGUUGACGGAGGACUUCGACUCGUAUAUUCGAGCUCUCGAGCUCGUUGACGAGGCCUACCAGGAUCGCACGGAGUGGAUCAAGAAGAGUAUCCGGACGACCGCGAAGAUGGGCAAAUUCAGCUCGGACCGUGCUAUUCAAGACUACGCCCAGGAGUACUGGAACAUCGAGAGCACGAAGGUCGAGUGAACUUCGCUUCUCCCACGCGUCGUGCGGUUCAAGGUUGAGAUUUAGAGAACAACUAAAAUCCGUAUGUAUCAUAUUCGGCCGGGACAGUAUUUGCGCAGUAGUCGUCAAUGUUGUAACCAUCCAACGUGCAUCACUCUUGGAUCUUCUGUUAUAUCAAGCGGGAGUGUUACAUCACGGCAGACGGGUCCCUUCCUACGGUGGUCAUAGGAACGGGCAUGAACAGUAU